AUGAUCUCGCUUCGAUUCGUAAGCCUAUUUGCCGCAUUCACUUCGAGCUUCUCUUUCGUGCCGGAAAACUCUUUGAGCAAGGGAAAACGAUUGGAAUCAACAAUUGCGAUGCAACUAAUGAAUGACGGCGAGAAAAGAUCCGAGAACAGUCGAAGAUCUUUUCUCUCGUGCGCUCUUCUGGUACCUAGUCUACUCUCGAUGCCACAAUCUUCCUGGGCGGCCCAGGAAGCUGAAUAUCGACAAGGUAUUGAGGUUAACGCUUUCAAUGGAUUGAUUUUCAAUUACCGAGGAGGCGAUUUCGCAGGUUUGGAUGCUUCGACUCUCAACGAACCUUCUAUUCCUUACAAAACCUUCUGUGAACGACUGUUAAAAGGGGAAGUCGAUUUCGUGGAAUUCAUGGCACCAGAUGGCGAUGCUGCAUAUGUAACCUUCAAGCCAAAAGAAGGAGAAGGGAAGGUGAAUCCCAUUCGCAUUGGGGAAGGGUUUCCUGUUGAGCAGCAUGAUGGAUACUCCUCGCCCAUGUUCGUAGUGAAGACGCUGAAGAAAUAUGAAAUCCCAUACAAAUUCACUGUCCCUGGACUCGCCAAGUUCAGCAGUUAA
This is a messenger RNA of Cylindrotheca closterium, 600 nucleotides long. NCBI's taxonomy places the organism in Eukaryota, Bacillariophyta, Bacillariophyceae, Bacillariales, Bacillariaceae. The record is from the annotation of a GenBank genome assembly.